UUCGAGGGAGGAGGCACGUUCUAGUUUCAGGAACUGGAGAGAAGAACAGAAGGGCGUGUGUUAUUAAUAAUCAGCCGAGCAGAAAGUCCCGCAGUCUUUCUGACAGCGAGCAGACGAGGAAACGCAGCGCUCCGGAGAGGACGCGUUGAGCGCGCUGUUCAUGAGCCGCUCUUGAUUCAUCGCUUGUCACGGCGCGGCGCGCGCGGUGCGUGGGUUACACAUCUGCGCUGUGUUACAGUGUGACUAAUCGGAGCUUUGACGCAGUGGAUUGUUUCGUGGGAAGCUUCUUCAUCUGAUCCGAGCUGAUCGAUCCGCGUCUUUUCCUCGCGUUAUAUCGACCUACACACAGUUUAAUGCUGAGGACUUCUGAAUGCCCUUCCAAAUUCUAACUGCUCAGUUAAUUCGUUUUUUUCCCCCGUCGUGGACUGAGUGGAUGGCUGAAAACGUGCAGCUCAGAUAAUUUCUUGCUGUAUUAUGUCUUGUGAGGAAUCUGUCUUGCAGUUUCAAUGACGGGUAAGAUGGAAACGCCUUUCUAUCACGAUGAUAGCGUUCCAAACUUUGGGCAAAUUCCAGAUUACGAUCGAUACCAAAGCCACAAGAUUAUGAGCAAGAAGAACAACAUGCCACAUAAUUUCUCCAACAGCGUGGGAAAUGCCUCGAGCCUCAAACUCCUGCAGGGACAAGCUGCGAGCAACAGUCUGGGCAUGAAUGGUAAUCCCAACGGCUCUCUGAUGUCUUCUCCAGACAUGAACCUCCUGAAGCUGUCCUCUCCAGAUCUGGAGCACCUGAUCAUCCAGUCUAACCAGGGGCUGGUUACUACAAGCCCGGCUCCCAACGCAUCUGCUAAUCCCUUCAUGUACCGAAACCAGGCCACGAACGAGCAGGAGGGAUUCGCAGACGGCUUCGUCAAAGCUCUGGCCGACCUGCACAAGCAGAACCAGCUGGUCGGGGCCCCCAUGUCCCCCUCCUCCUCCUCCAUCCAGGGCUCUUACCAGAGGAACCUGAUGCCGGGUGGAGACAUGCCCAUCUACACCAACCUGAGCAGCUACAACCCCAACCAGCUGCCCUCCUCUUACCCUGGCGGGCAGAUCGCCUAUGCAUCCGCAGUCCACGCCUCGGCUCACUCCGGCCAGCACCCUCAAGGACGGGGACUGGACGCUCCGCAGACGGUGCCCGAGGUGCCACACCCACCCGGGGCUGACCCCGCCAGCUCCCCGCCCUCACUCUCUCCCAUCGACCUGGAGACCCAGGAGCGGAUCAAGGCGGAGCGCAAGAAGCUGCGGAACCGCAUCGCCGCCUCCAAGUGCCGCAAGAGGAAGCUGGAGAGGAUCUCGCGGCUGGAGGAGAAGGUCAAGGUGCUGAAGACGCAGAACUCGGAUCUGGCCUCCACCGCCAGCAUCCUGAGAGAGCAGGUGGCUCAGCUCAAACAGAAAGUCAUGAAUCACGUCACUAAUGGCUGCCAGAUCGCCGUCAGCUCUGCCGGCAUGGCCAAGAGCGGAGAGAGCACCAGCUGCUGAAACCACAAGACACACACGCAAGGUUUUCUAUUGACUUUCUCUUUAUCUCCUGGCCGCACUCUUACGCUCAUUCUCUGUCUCUCUCAACCCUGUCUUACUUCUUCUCGCCAUCUGAGUGGCUGCUGUGGAGAAAUGACACGAAAGCAGAGAAGGGGCGAUACAGGGGAAGACCCGUCAGAGACGCACAAGAGCAACCCUGCUUUCCAUCUGUCCGACUCUUCAGGAAUGUCCUCCUUGAAAACCUGCACAUGCUCCCAAAGCUCAGGGUGCGUUCUUUGACUGCUCUUUGGACUUGAAGUUGUUCGGGUCAGCUGGGUACAGCUGACAAAAAGGCCAAAGUGACAUGGAUGCUAAUGCACUGCGGGUGGGAUGAUUACAAAGGGAACAAAAACUCAUGCUAGGAAUUCUGCACUUGAAUACUUUUCUUGUUUUCUGCUUCACACCCCGGGUUUUUACCGAGAUUCGUCACUUCAAGCAGAUGGAAAGUUUACUCAAAUCUUUUUUCUUUAUAAUCGGUGUCUCAUUCAACCGAUGGACGAACUUUAUAUGUUUUAGGGGUUUGUGUUUAUAAAAUUGUUGAACAACAUGCACUAUUAUGCAAACAUUUUCCAAAGCACCUGACGGACUCUUACAAACGUGAAAAAGAACCGAUCCCUUUAUACUGCUUUGAGAUGUCAACUGUAUUCUAGUGGAAAUCUCUUGGUUUAAUCUGUCACCUUGUCUCAGUAACAAUAUUGUUUGUUGGUUGGUUGGUUUGAUAUUGUGCAAUUUGUGAAUAUGGGGAAAAAUAUUUUAUAGAAACAAAGACUUUUUUUUAGAAGUAUUAUAUUACUGUUUAAUAUCAAAACAUUAUAAGCAAAGAGACAUCUACGGAUAAAGGAUUGUGGUACUGUGCAAAACUUUAAUGGUACCCUUUUCCGUUUUUGAGUUGGGAAUUUCCUGAGCAUUCCGAGACCUUUUGCACUGUAGUCUCCCGUCGGGAGAUACAUUCUAAUAAUGGGAUAGUGUGUUUGUGCCAUUAUCUAUAGAGUAUUAAUGCUACUCUGGACUAAAGAAAGGGGAUAAUGCACCAACUCAAGCGUCAAAAUGGACCAGAAAUCUGAACAACAAAAGGGCUUUUGAUCAAUAAUAUUUUGCUUAUUUUUUUCUGUAUUUGAUUUGAUUUAAUUAUAAUUUUUUUAAACAAUUUAUGAAGCAAUUUUAUUUAUACAGAAUUUGUAUUUAUGUUGUUUUCUGAGGAGAGGAAGAACACGGUCGGAAUACUAGUGUCGUGUUGACACGUUAUUUUUGGGAAACUACAUGAUUGCACAUAUAUCAGAAACAUUAAAUGAUGUGUAAAAUUUAUCCUCUGUGUACAUUGUGACAGUUUGAUCUAUAACUACAACUUUGUUUAUAGUAGAUAAAAAAAAUUAUAAUAAUAAAUGAACAAAAUUCUGAAAGAUUGUUGGUACUGACACUCAGACAUCGACAUCGAGGCGAUCAGAAGUCAGCGCUCUUCUGCAGACGUCAGAUCAGCUCCAUGAAGUUACGAAGCUUCACGUCGCUGCGAUAAAGGACUCAUAGAAGGCCUGCUUUUGUGAAAACCGUACAUGUGUUAAAGAAUCUUGUACAUUUGUCAGUGUUGCUACUCAGAAUUGCUGUUCAAUGCCUUUCUUAAAGUUCAUGUAGAUGCAGAUCAUUUUAUUUAUAUAUCUAUAUCCAUUUGAGAUGAUUCAUAGGGGGACCUGAGACAGAAGCUAGAACUGUCAAAUAACCUUGUGCAACAAGAAGAUAUUUAUUUUUUGAAACUUGAAUAAGGUUUUUGAUGUCACAAACGUAUUGUAUUUUUGUACAAAAUUGUUUUGAACGUUUUUGUGUACAGUACCUACGGUAUUGCUUUGUAUCAUUCUGAAUACUUUAUUUAUUGAAGUGGUUUUCCUGAGCAGUGUGGUGGUGUUUUAUUUGAGCUCGGCUCCAAGCGUUUCUGUGUUGCUGGUUUGUGUUCAUACACGUCUACUGUUGGUACAGUUGUCCACCGGGUGCUCGAGUUUUUCCACCGGUCCUUGAUUUUGUUGACUUGUCCCUGAUUGUUCUGUGUUCCUCUAUUUUAACCCUAACUUUAACAGUGUUGCGAUCGAUCGCUCCCAUUUUUUUUUGUUGUUUCAUUUUGAUCCAACUCUAAAGAUUGAUCGCAUCGUACAUUUUAAUACGAAGAAAAUGUUGGCAGACCACAAGGUCUUUUAUCUUUACCAUGUGUCAUAUAUACACAUACUGAAGAUCGCAGAUACUUUGUUCAGUGAGUUUACUCUGUUUACUUUGCAUGUACAGAAGGCCGUUUGUGUAACAAUGAUCUUCUCAGUCUUGAUCCCAAAUCAGAUUCACGCUAAUGUGACUUUCAUGACCGAGCAUUUUGAGUCAAAGACUAAGUUUGAAUAUCAAUAUGUUACUGCAGAACAGUGUCAGAUUUUGACGGCCUCAUUUACCAUUCUUCAAGGGAGUUACACAAAGACUGGUGGUCAAUCGUGUGACUGAGGGGCGACUUGCCUGGCUGUAUUGGUUUAUUUGCUUCAAAAUAACAUGCUGUUCAUUGUUCGCUUGUUUUCUUUUUAUCGACAAUAAAGAGAAGUAGGUUUCUGAA
Carassius carassius (crucian carp) is the source of this 4134-nucleotide messenger RNA. RefSeq names its product transcription factor Jun-like. Bases 507 to 1517 code for a protein of 336 amino acids. Gene Ontology annotation, molecular function: RNA polymerase II cis-regulatory region sequence-specific DNA binding; transcription factor binding; DNA-binding transcription factor activity, RNA polymerase II-specific. The transcript has 2 exons. Lineage: Eukaryota; Metazoa; Chordata; Actinopteri; Cypriniformes; Cyprinidae. Gene Ontology annotation, biological process: regulation of transcription by RNA polymerase II; regulation of cell cycle; regulation of cell population proliferation. The record is from RefSeq and is a predicted model, not a curated record. Gene Ontology annotation, cellular component: transcription regulator complex.